Suillus plorans is the source of this 1022-nucleotide messenger RNA. RefSeq lists its product as uncharacterized. The coding region runs from base 436 to 984 and encodes 182 amino acids. The transcript is spliced from 3 exons. The record is from RefSeq and is a predicted model, not a curated record. Lineage: Eukaryota; Fungi; Basidiomycota; Agaricomycetes; Boletales; Suillaceae.
UCGAACGUUGGCAGCCGUUCUUUUCCAACCACUGAGUCGAUUUCCGCUUGUGCGCGUUUCUGAACUUCUGGAUAUAAUACCAUGGCCAGGAAAAAAACCAUCAAAGUUGCCGCAGUCUGUAACGAGGAUAAGGAGCGGAGAACAUGAUGAGCUGUCUACUUCUUGCCAGUGUAUAACAGAUCAGCAAACGCGAUGAACGUAUCAGUUAUUCGAGGGUUGUAACGUUUUGGUGACGGGGUGCUUGCCAUUUGAUAUUAAUAUCAAAGUUCAAGUUGAAGGUGAGAUCAUCGGGGCUGGGUGGGCAGCCUGGGACAUGUCACACGGUAGCCGAGGAUCCUAGGGGACUUGACAUAUCUUGUUUUCGUGAAAUUCGUAAAGCAAUCGUAAAGUCUAUCUACCCUCACCUUAAUAUUGCAAAUAGCUUGAACAAGAUGCAUGCGGCUCCGAUACACCCCAAAAAUGUCAUGCGCAGUACUUUUCUGUGUCUGCGUCUGCCUCGUUGGAGUGGUUCAUGCUACACCUAUAACAGAUACAACAAACACUACUACCAGCGAUAGUUUCUUGGAAGCCCCAUCAUUCACGACCAGAACCAUGUGGACCAUCAUCUCUAGCUCCGUUUUCACUCUAUUUGCGUGCAUAUAUAGUGCUAUUCACCCCAAUAUCCCAAGUCCUGAGGACAGACCCCUUCGUGUCCUCCUGCGGCUGCUUGGCACCAUGACUAUGGCACUAAUCGCUCCUGAACUGAUCGUCACAUGGGCAAUGUUUGUCUGGAGUCUGAAGGUAAGUCGUGUUUUUGGAAACUCUGAGCAAUGUAAGCAUCGCUUCCUUUGCCUCGUUGCAGUGCUUGAUAAAUGUGUAUCAUUCGCGCUAGUGUUUCUUUGGCAUUUCCCUGGUGCUCUUGCGAGGUGGGUCAAAAGGUCCGUCGAGACUUAUUUCUCGAAGCAAUCUGAAGGUAAGCCCGAUUUGUGCUCACCUAAACGUUGACUCACGUGCGUCCUUAGAUUAUACAUGGACUCAGACGC